GGGAGGAGUGUGCGCGGCGCAGUUAUCAUCGCAGACUUCCCCAUCACUCACAGUCCCAGCGGUUCCGCAGGAAGACAGCUGUUAAUAACCUAACAAGCAUGUCUGGAACAUUAUAAGGUCAUUAGUCUACUAACCCCCAUAUGGAUUUACGCACUUCUUUUCUGAGAUUCAAACGCUGACGGCGCUUUCCGCUUUUUUCUUUCUCGUCCUCUCUCAUUCAUCCCGUCGGUGAUGUGUGGCGAAGACAUUCGCAAAAUAAUGGGCAUAUUCGGUUUAUGAACUCUCCGUGUGAUGGACAGGCGACUAUUGAGCUGGAGUGAGUAGAAAGUAAGCCCAUUUGAAACAAACAUCUGUCUUCAGGACUCCUGGUACGUUUUGAAGCAAGGAGAAUGCCCUCGCUUUCAUAAACGGAGGACGCGAACAGUGAUUGAGGAAGCGAGUGAAGACAGUGGAGGACAAAGAAGGAGACAUGGCCAGCUCACAGGGAAGAGAGUGAACAGAGAACACAGGACAGAAAGAUGAAGCUGUGGGGGCGGUCAGUGUGGCCAUUGCAGGUUGUACUCUUGGUCACCUUGGUAAUGUGCUCGUGCCAGUUGGUUUCUGCAGGUACACGGAGUCUGCGGGGACACACAGCUUCGUACCAGGUGAAACAGGGAACCUGUGAGGUGGUGGCCAUCCACCGGUGCUGCAAUAAGAACAAGAUAGAGGAACGUUCACAGACCGUAAAGUGCUCCUGUUUCCCUGGUCAGGUGGCCGGUACGACACGUGCACAGCCUUCUUGUGUGGAGGCUUCCAUCGUGCUGCAGAAGUGGUGGUGCCAAAUGCACCCAUGUUUGGAUGGCGAAGAGUGUAAAGUUCUUCCAGACCUGACUGGUUGGUCCUGCAGCACCGGUAACAAAGUCAAAACCACCAAGGUCACACGAUAGCAAGAACAUGGCUGCCCUACCAAGAGGCCCAGGACUCCUUACCAAGCCCUACUGGAAAAGGAGACCCUCUUGUUUAAGACACUGACAUUACAGAGGAUUCUGUAGAUGUGAAAGAUGGACAAACUCAUUGUAGACUAUAGGUGGCCACCUUGCUUUGACAGAAGACAUGAGGAUGGACAAGGAUCUCUGUAUAAACCCGACUGAAGAUGCUGGACACACAGGUGCUCAUGUGAGAGACUGCAUCUGUCAGCCGAAAGUGACUUUUUGGAUUUCCACCGGCUUUCUUGUGCGUAUGCGUGUGCAUGUGUGAGACAGAUUAUAGUACGUGGGACUUGUAGGACAAACUGUGGACAGUUCAGACCUGUCUUGGAACUUGUGUGUCUGUAAGUGUGUGUUAGUCAGGUUGAUGAUGAUGAGACAGUAGUUUAACACUGUUUAUCCGCUUCCAAGCACACGGCAAACUUUAUAUUCAUGAGUAGGGUGGGGAUUGCUUUGAAUGUGUGAUUCUCAAGUUAUCAUCAAUUUGCUCUUCUGGGUCAAGUCAUUACCCUGAAAAUAUUUCCUUUAAGUCAUUUUGCACUUCUAAUUAGAGUUGCUGAAUAGCAUCAUAACGAAUAAAAAAUUCAUGGGUGAUUUUUUUUUUUUUUUGCAGUAGAUAAGAUCAUAUGGAGACGUUCUCUGUUUUCUAGUCUUUUACUAUCAGUGUAAGAUGGAAUUCACGAGAGAAACAUUUAUUAAGCUUCCUUCCACAAAUGCAAAGUAGAAAUGCAAGUGAUGUAGUCAUCAGUAAAACAAUGGUAAACCGCAGUAAAAUACAGCUCCUCUUUGCUGUAAAAUAUUACGUAACGUGAGCUUUACAGAUGCAAUCCCCUUCAAAAGACUUUUAAAACUGACAGCUGGAAAAAAACAUCUAUGUUACUCUGUAAAAAGAUCCACUUAAAGGUGCACUAAGUAUUUUUACUAGAUUUAAAAUCUGCAUAAAUUAAUAAUGCUAAAUAAAUGCUGGUUACUUAAAAAGUAAAAGCUGUUUUAUUCUACAAAUGGCACAAUGGACCAUGAUGCUCGCCAAAUACAACUCAUUGGCAACCCAUAUUACCAGAGGGGAGUAAGGGGUUGCCAAAUCUGCAUAAAAAUGAAACAAAAAUUUUUGCAGUACAUCCACGCCACGAGUUGGCAGUAUAAAGCUCCAGCGGUCUACCAGUGAAACAUAACCAGAAAGUUACUUAGUGCACUUUUACACAAGGAUAUACAGUAUCUUGUUUUUAACUUUGUUUUCUGGUUUAACUGUGAAGCUCUCAAAAGUACUCUGUGAAGUUCUGAAAACAGGCUAGCAAUGUGCUGACUGAGAUAAUGAACUUGUUUAAAGAUAAGCUCCGAUGUGAAGAGGCAUAACUCGUGCCCAAUACUGCAACGUAAUAAAGUUUGAAAUAGAAUCAGCUCCACCAUUCAU
Messenger RNA from Labeo rohita (rohu), 2376 nucleotides. RefSeq names its product TAFA chemokine like family member 4b (gene tafa4b). The coding region runs from base 519 to 926 and encodes 135 amino acids. The record is from RefSeq and is a predicted model, not a curated record. Lineage: Eukaryota; Metazoa; Chordata; Actinopteri; Cypriniformes; Cyprinidae. The transcript is spliced from 6 exons. Gene Ontology annotation, molecular function: receptor ligand activity.